Messenger RNA from Condylostylus longicornis, 1830 nucleotides. RefSeq lists its product as uncharacterized. The transcript has a single exon. Bases 1 to 1830 code for a protein of 609 amino acids. Gene Ontology annotation, molecular function: catalytic activity. The record is from RefSeq and is a predicted model, not a curated record. Lineage: Eukaryota; Metazoa; Arthropoda; Insecta; Diptera; Dolichopodidae.
AUGCAAACACAAACAACACAGCCUCGAACACCCCCAGUCUCCGGUAGGGGGGUGUUACAAAUACCCGGAGGAAAAACAAAAAAUAGAUUAAGAAUAGGUACCUGGAACGUUAAUAGUUUGUAUGAACCAGGUAAAUUUGCGAACACAAUUCAGGAAAUGCAAAGAUUAAACAUAGAUAUUAUGGGAAUUUGCGAAACAUGGUGGCCAAACGGUGGUGAAUGUUCGGCACAGGGCGUAAAAUUUUACUACUCUGGCAAUAAUUCUCCUAGUCAUCGGAAUGGUGUCGGUAUAAUAGUCACAGAACAUCUGGCCAAAUGUGUAACAAACUUUAUACCACUCUUAGACAGAGCAAUGUUAUUAAAAAUUAACACCAAACCUGUAGAACUAAAUGUAAUUCAAAUAUACGCACCAACGGCAGAAAAAGAUGAUGACGAGAUUGAAGGGUUUUACUGUGAAAUAGAAAGUUUACUAAAAUUAACGAAACCACAUGAAAUGACUAUUAUAAUGGGGGACUUCAACGCAAAAAUUGGUACCGGAAGAGUCAAUGAUAUAGUAGGUCCAUUUGGCUUAGGAACAAGAAAUGAUAGAGGUAACCGUCUAAUAGAGUUCUGUGAAGAAUUUAAAUUCAAAGUUACAAAUACGUGGUUUCGUUUACCACCUAGAAGACUUUACACCUGGAAAUCGCCGCAAGAUAAUGCAGGAAAUAUCGUGCGAAAUCAAAUUGAUUUUAUCUUAAUAAACAAAAGAUUUGCUACUUCUAUAAUGAAGGUUUCUACUUACCCGGGGGCUGACGUUCCAUCAGACCACAACUUAUUGCAGGCUAAUGUUAAAAUCAAAUUAGCAAGAAUAAUAAGAAAUCGGCAACAGUCAAAAUUAGAUGUAGGCAAAUUGAAAAAUGAUGAAAUCAAAUCUAACAUUUUUACUGAAGUUAACAACCGAUUAAAUACAAUUAUGAAUGAUAAUAUAGAAAACGUCAACAUAUAUUGGAAUAAAGUAAAAACAAUGCUAUAUGACACAUCUAAGAACAUUCUUGGAACAAAGAAAUCUGUUCCAAAACAAAGAUGGAUGACAACAGCAAUUUUAUCACUAAUGGAUGAAAGAAGAACACACAAAAAUAAAAAUAUUUCAAAAUAUCGUCGAAUACAAAAAGUAAUUAGAAAGGAAUGUCGGAAGGCAAAAGCAAAUUGGCUAAAGAAUGAAUGCGAACAAAUCGAACAAAUACAAAGUACACACAACGAUUUCAGCCUUCAUAGAAAAAUAAAGGAAAUAUCGGGACAAUAUCGUAAAUCAAAUCCAUCUAUUUUGGUAAAUCAUAGACACCAAAUAAUUGUUGAUAGCGAAGAAAGAAAAGAUUUCUGGGCAAAAUACAUUAAAGAGAUAUUCUCAGAUCACAAAAGACUUGAUAUUUCGAAUAACAACUCGUCAAGUAGGCAACUUACGGGACCAUCUAUAACACGAGAUGAAGUUCGAAAAGCUAUACAAUUAUCUAAAGAUAACAAAGCGGCUGGACCAGAUGAUUUACCGGUUGAAAUAAUAAAACUCAUAGAUGAUGAGAAAUUGAUGAUUCUGGAAAAAUUAUAUAAUCAUAUUUACGAUAGUGGACAAUUCCCUACAGAUUGUCUAAAAUCCACCUUCAUACCAUUGCCAAAAAAGAACAAUGCCAAAACAUGCAAUGAACAUCGUUUGAUAAGCCUGAUGAGUCACGCUUUAAAAAAAUUCUUGAAAAUACUACGUAAUCGAAUCUAUAAGAAAUGUGAAAAAAAUAUGGGUACAACCCAGUUUGGCUUCAAAGAUGGAACAGGAACGCGAGAAGCGUUCAAGCGUAUUUAG